Molecule: messenger RNA, 405 nt
Organism: Cryptomeria japonica (Japanese cedar)
Lineage: Eukaryota; Viridiplantae; Streptophyta; Pinopsida; Cupressales; Cupressaceae
Product: MADS-box transcription factor 56-like
Exons: 4
Coding region: 1-405 (134 amino acids)
Biological process (GO): positive regulation of transcription by RNA polymerase II
Molecular function (GO): RNA polymerase II cis-regulatory region sequence-specific DNA binding; protein dimerization activity; DNA-binding transcription factor activity, RNA polymerase II-specific
Source: RefSeq, a predicted model, not a curated record
AUGGUGAGGGGAAAGGUGCAUCUGAAAAAGAUAGAAAACCCUGUAAAUCGUCGGGUUACAUUCUCAAAACGCAAGAGGGGAAUGUUGAAGAAGGCGGAGGAGCUUUCUGUUCUCUGUGAGGCCGAAGUUGGGCUUAUGAUUUUCUCGCCCACGGGGAGGCUCUUCGAAUUCGCAAGUCCCAGGGAAGCUAUUAAAGUUGUUACAGGUUUACUCUCUACUGGCACAAGGCCUGAGAAGAAGAAGAAAAUUCCAAACAAAGGCGUUAUGGAUUUAAUCGGUGCUACAUCUGAUAACAGAUCAUUCAGGAUUAAGGAGGCAAUUUCUGGCAUGGGUUCAGAAAGAGACAAGAAGAGAGAUGAAAUAUGGAUGGAGGCUGUCCCACCUAGGACUAUUUGGGUAACAUAA